AUCUAUUUUUUCAAACCGUUCCACCCACGCUGCGGGACGGGUCAAACGGAGCGUGUCAAACGCAUAAAAUACCACUGCGUGCCCACGCCUAGGUUCAAUUAUCUUCUUCAUUACAACUCUGCAAACCAAAAAAGUAGGCAAAGACAGAGAAAUUACAGAAUAUUCCCAGAGAAUAUAAUCUGACGAAGACAUUUUCUGGUCAAUUCGAAGAAUAUUUGUGUAGAGUUCAAGUUUCAAAGUUUUGUGCAAAUCUGCUGCGUACCGAACAUGGAUCAUGAUUUAGAUGAGAACGAGAGCCUAAGGGCUCGGGUUAAACAACUCGAACAUGAGCGUAAUGAACUGCAGAAAGAUAUUGAACAGUUGUGCAUGCAACAAGCUGGACCUAGCAUUCUUGGUGUGGCUACUCGAAUGCAUUUCCAGAGGACAGCUAGCUUGGAGCAGGAGAUAGAGAGCCUAAAAAUGAAGUUAGCUAAUUGCACAAGGGAGAAACACAAUCUUCAGGAGGAACUUACAGAAGCUUACCGGGUCAAAGCUCAGUUAGCAGAUUUACAUGCUGGAGAAGUAGCAAAGAAUUUGGAAGCAGAGAAGCAGGUUAGGUUUUUCCAGGGCUCGGUGGCAGCUGCUUUUUCUGAAAGGGAUAAAUCAGUUAUGGAGGCUGAGAAAGCUAAAGAGAAAGCUGAAAGGAUGUCAGAGAAACUUGGUGAAAUUGAGAUGCGGUUAGAAGAACUCAGCUCCGAUUGUCUUGUACAAAAGAGACUAAAUGACACAUUGCAAGCUGACGUGGCAAAACUUGAAGAACAGACUAAAGUCUUUGCAGGGGUGAUUGAGAAGUUCUAUGAUAUCCGUAAAGCUUCGCUCUGUGAGUCCCUUGAAGUGAAUUUGCAUGACAAGUGUGCAAGUUUAUUGGAUGAUCCUAAAGAAUCAUGGACUUUUAAUGAUCCUUCAACAUCAGAAUAUGUAGCUGCACUUGAAGGAGAGUUGGGGAAGCUUAAGAACACUCUGGAAAAUCUUAAAAGUAAACUACGAGUUGGCUUAGAAAUUGAGAAUCAUUUGAAGAAGAGGGUUCAUGCAUUGGAAAAGAAGAAUAUUGUUGCAGAUGGGAUGAUUGUAAAUGGAAUUGCAGAUCUGCGCCAUCAUCAUUCUGAAUUGAGGGACUACAUCAUUAACUUACUUAACGAGGAAGGACUAUACAUUAAAUCGAUUUUCAAAGAUCUGGAGGAAAGACUUAAACUUCGUCCAUCAGAAUUACAUAAUGUAGUACUAGUGCCACCACUGCAACAUGAUUUGAAGCCAGAUGAAUCUGAAUGCCGGGAUGUGCAUAUAACCACAGCUGUUGAUUCUUGCCAAGUAAUUAAGCAUGAGGACCCUAGUUUUUCCAAAAUCACGGCUGAAAGUAGAGCUGAUGCAUCUGAAGCCCUUGCGCAAGCAUUACAAGAAAAGCUUGAGGAACCUAUUUUCACCAAAAUCAGGCCUGAGAGCAGAGCUGAUGCAUCUGAAGCCUUUGCGCAAGCACUACAAGAGAAGGUUGGAGCUCUUUUACUUUUAUCACAGCAGGAAGAAAGAUAUUUACAUGAAGAAAAUAUCAAUGCAGCUCUCCAACGGAAAGUAGAUGAGCUUCAAAGGAAUGUCUUGCAGGUGACAAACGAAAAGGUUAGAAACCUUAUGGAGUUAGCACGACUACGACAGGAAUAUCAAUCGCUAAAAGACAAAAUGAGUGGUACAAGAGAUGGAGAAAUAACGGAGAAAAGUGGGAGAAUAGUUAUGAGCAAUGAGAAAGAGGGAAGACUAAAGAAUAUGUGGAAGAAGUCUUACAUAAAUCGUUGGAUUGACUCAAGUUCAAGAGAAGGUGGAAGUCACUCGAACACUGAAGCAGAUUAUGCUGGUAACAUUGAUUAUGCCAGAAUGAAAGUAGAAUACGCAGCUUUAAAAGAGAGCCUUGAAAGCAUGGGGCACUUGACUACUUCAAUCCGCAGGCUUCGUCUAGCGCUCUUGAAGGUAAAGGAGAUGAAUGAUACUGAAACAUCUGCGAGAAGUUGCGAAGUAGCGAUUUCCAACAUCCUUGUGGAGGCAACCCAUUUAAAGACUGCUCUUGGCAUCUCCAUACCAAUUAGCUGGUCGGCUGAAUCAGACAGUGAAUCAGUUACUGAUGGUGAAUCAAGCUGUGAUAAGACGGAUUCUGUUUCUGCUGCAGGAUUUGAAAUGGUGGAGCUUGUUAUUCUAGCAGCCGAGAUAAUGAAAGUACAACACAACUGAAACUCAAUUCUUUAGUUCCAUAUAGGCAUUGAGAGUUAUAUGUACAUAUGAUUUACAGAGAAACAUAUCAUAAAUUUCGAAUUUUUAUUAGUAGUCAGGUUGGUUUAAUAUUUGUGGAUUCAUGAGAAUAAUAAAUUUUUAUUGGGUUGUUCA
Raphanus sativus (radish) is the source of this 2406-nucleotide messenger RNA. RefSeq lists its product as uncharacterized. The transcript has 19 exons. The record is from RefSeq and is a predicted model, not a curated record. Bases 268 to 2253 code for a protein of 661 amino acids. NCBI's taxonomy places the organism in Eukaryota, Viridiplantae, Streptophyta, Magnoliopsida, Brassicales, Brassicaceae.